GGGCAGGAAGGGCUUAAUGUGAGGGGUGAUCAAAGGGUUAACUGUGUGGUGGGAGUGUUUUACUAAGGGGCGGGGGGGUGUUCUUCACUGUAAGCACACUGAUCGGGAUGGCUGUACUGUGCACAGCCAUCCUGAGCAGUGUGCUCAAGCUGACAGGGAGGAAGUUUGUUUGUAAACAAAACAAUCUUCCUUCCCGUUUCAGAUGCUCGGUAAUCACCAGGCGCCGGUGGGUAAUUACCAUCUGGGACCCGGUGAUUGCCAUGCAUGGCCGCGAAUGGUGGGACGGGUAGGAAAUGCAUGAUGACGUAUAUAUACGUGAUCCUGCGCACAGGUGCUGCCCUGUAGCAGUAUAUCUGCUAUAGGGCAGUC
Staurois parvus is the source of this 369-nucleotide messenger RNA. The record is from the annotation of a GenBank genome assembly. Lineage: Eukaryota; Metazoa; Chordata; Amphibia; Anura; Ranidae.